This is a messenger RNA of Puccinia triticina, 1449 nucleotides long. RefSeq lists its product as uncharacterized. Gene Ontology annotation, biological process: transmembrane transport; carbohydrate transport. The record is from RefSeq and is a predicted model, not a curated record. The transcript is spliced from 14 exons. Gene Ontology annotation, cellular component: membrane. Gene Ontology annotation, molecular function: carbohydrate:proton symporter activity. Lineage: Eukaryota; Fungi; Basidiomycota; Pucciniomycetes; Pucciniales; Pucciniaceae. Bases 1 to 1449 code for a protein of 482 amino acids.
AUGUGGGAAAGUUUAAAUGGAAGCCGGUUGAUUUUUGUCAUCUCUCUCUUGACGGCACUGUGUUUUAUGUUAAUUGGGUACGAUAAUGGAGUAAUUGGAGGGCUCACGAAUUCUCCCGCUUGGAAUGAAACGUUUGAUAGUCCUACGGGCAGUGACCUGUCAACAAUAGUCGCCUCUUACGAAAUUGGAUGUUUUGCAGGUGCAAUCUUGGCCUUUGUUGUUGGAGAGAGACUGGGCCGGAAGAGAAGCAUUAGACUUGGAGCUGCUUGGAUGAUCGUCGGAGCCGUGUUGCAGGCCUCAAGUUACGGACGUCCCCAACUGAUUGUUGGAAGGAUUUUAAGCGGGAUCGGCAUGGGUUGCAUCAAUUCGACAGCACCAGUCUUGCAAGCUGAGAUCAGUCCCAAAGCUACAAGAGGACAAUAUGCAUGCGCUCAACUUUCUACCCUCAACUUCGGCAUUUUUCUCAGUUACUGGAUAGACUAUGGGAUGACCAAACGUUUCUCCGGCGCCGUCUCUUUUAGGUUCCCAAUUGCUUUUCAACUGGCGAUGAUCCUUCCUAUAUUCAUGUUCACCUUUGUAAUUCCCGAGUCGCCUCGAUGGCUAUUUUUUCACGAUCGUUCGGCUGAGGCGAUGGAAGUAUUGUUACGACUAGAACAACCGGACAUCGACAGCGAGGAUCCCGAAUUGCAGGCCAAAUUCAAGGAGAUUGAGGCCACCUUCUUCCAACAACUCGGCGGGAUUAAUGGGAUUAUUUACUACGCCAACUUCAUCUUCUCGAGCUCUUUGGGUUUUUCAGCCAACACCGCAAGUCUUGUCUCUGGAUUCCUAUUCACCUGGUUUUUUAUCGCCUCUUUCAUUCCAUGGUUUUUAAUCGACACCGUCGGUCGAAGGAAGCUAUUAAUCUCCUCAGUUCUUUUCAUGGGCUCUAUAUUUGCAGUAUUGGCGGGAGUAGUCAAACAAAUAGAAGAAAAGCCCAGCGACUCCUUUGUUUACGGCGUUGUCGCUACUGUUUUUUGCUUCUUGUACCUCGGGGCCUUCACCACCGGGUUCCAGGCAACUGUAUGGGUUUAUCCCCCUGAGAUCCUCCCCAUCCGAAUUCGUGGAAAAGGGACCGCUUUGGCCACUGCCUGUAAUUGGAUCAUCAACUUUGCCGUGGUUCAGGUUUUCCCACCGGCAGUCAACAAAAUCGGCUGGAAAACGUACCUCAUUUUCAUGUGCUUUAAUUUUUCAUUUGCACCGAUCAUGUAUAUUUUCUAUCCCGAGACGAAAGGCAAAUCACUCGAAGAAAUCGACUUGCUCUUUGGAGAUGGAGUCAGCGCCGAUAUUCGUCACCAAAGUGUUUCUCAAUUGGCCUCACCAAAGCCGAAAGACCACCCUUCGCUGCCCUCUCCCCGCUUAGGUUACCCCGAGAGUCGAAAAAGUACCACCCUGCUUGACCUCGAAGUCUGA